AGCAAAGUAUUGCUAGCAGCAUUGCACAUGCAAUUGGGAAACAUGUGAACGGCACGGGGCUACAGUGAUGUAGUCUGCUUAUUUCAAUGUUGUCCCAAACCUUCUGAACCUUCUGAAUAACUAAACAGCCCUAUUUUCACUUCCUUUACUGUACCUCUUGUGCAGUCUGCUUGUUUCUCACAGCCUUCGCCUUAAACGCCGGCGAUUGAUGUGCUUGGAUAGGUGCAGUUCGGAUCGGAUGGCUGGCGUUUGACUGACCUAAGAGGCUGAACUGUGAGCAAGUGUGAGCCAUGGUGUAGAAUGCCUUACUGAGACUUGAUUGAAGCACAAUGGACGUCAGCGUUGACUGUGGCAUCGCUGAUGGCGGUCCCACCAGCGACGGGCCUGAGUCGGCAUCGGAGCAGACAAGUGCAGCAGUAACAACGCUUGCAGGUGAUGGGUCCAGAAGCAGAAAGCAUCGAACAACCACCACCACUGACACAGAGAUGGACAAGCAGUCGUCUACAACCACUGUGGCGGCAGUGGACAGUGCAAGCUUCAUAUCCAGAAUGCUAUUCCUGUGGAUAUCGCCAUUGAUCACAUUAGGUAGCAAGAGAACACUAGAGCAGAGUGAUCUACUACCCAUGGGCAGUAACGAUACUGCUGAAGGACUGUGCCGAAGAUUGGAUGUGAUCUGGUCAAAGGAGCUAAAGACAGGAGAUCCCAGUUUGCUACGGGCAUGCUGUUACCUAGUGGGACGUGCAUACUUCAUACCCAAUACCAUUUGGUGUGGAUUGAGUUAUUCGCUUGCGUUUGCCCAGCCUUUUCUGAUGGCCAAAAUCAUCGACUAUUUCAACGGUGACACUUCGCGUGUCGACGCAUACAUAUACGCGUCAGCAUUUGUAGUAGUCAGCGUGAUCCGCGCCAUGGUCUAUCAUUGCGGAACGUUUGUUGGUGAUCGGGAAAUUGGGAUGCACUUGCGUGUCGCGUUGUCGUCUCUCAUACACAAGAAGGUGCUACACAUUAACAACUCAGCUCUGCUGAAACUUACCACUGGCCAUAUCGUCAAUCUGGUCUCGACCGAUGUUCAGCGCUUAGAUGAGCUCUCCACGUGGCUUUCAUCGCUAUGGUGGGGCAUUCUGAUUUUCAUAGCAACGUUUGUGGUGCUGUGGUGGCAGUUGGGUGUCAGCUGUCUGGCGGGUUUUGCUGUUGUCAUACUGAACCUGAUGUUUCAAGUGUUCUCCUCUAGGAUGAUGAAACACUUCAGGGUUAAGGUUGCUGCCUUGACGGACAAGAGAAUUCGUUUCAUGAAUGAAGUAAUCACGGGCAUGCAGCUGAUAAAGAUGUAUGUCUGGGAGGCUCCAUUUAGCAAGAUCAUCACUCAAGUCAGAAAGGAAGAGCAUGCGUAUGUGAGAAAGCGUCAGUACCUGUGGGGCUUGAACAGUGUCAUCUCGGAGAUCGGCGUUCAUCUCAUAAUCUUCGCAAUGUUCACCACCUAUAUCUACCUGGGCAAUGUGCUGACGGCGGGCAAGGCGUUCUUCACCCUAUCCAUUCUGCAAGUAUUCCGCUCUCAGGUACUGCACAACCAGAUUUUGGGCUUCAACUUGGCGUCGGAGAGCAAGGUGGCAAUCGAACGGAUUCAGAAAUUUCUGUUGACCGCUGAGCCCGCUCAGUCCAGGAAGCCGAAGCCCAAAGGUAUUCCUGCACAAGGCGUGGACAAUAAGCUGUUCUCCGUCAGAAGACUGGCGCAACCCAGUCCACGAGGUGGCGUUGUGGAUGAUUCGAGGACAAGUGACAGAAAGCAAUGCUCUGUUAGGCUGUCGAAUGUCACAGCAUCCUGGACUGAGAGCAGCAGCAACGAAGAUAAAGAGUACAAGUUCUUGCUCCAGGAUAUCAGCCUCACGGUUUACAAGGGAGAGUUGACGAUGGCUGUCGGCUCAGUUGGUUCUGGAAAGACAUCCUUGUUGAUGGCAGUACUGGGUGAGCUGAAUAUCACGGAGGGUUACUGUGCUGCUGAUGAAGACAUUGGAUACGCUGCACAGCUUGCCUGGGUGUACGCCGGAACUAUUCGGGAGAACAUCGUGUUCGGCCGGAAGUUUGACGCUGAGCGCUACAACACUGUGCUGUCUGCAUGCUGCCUUGACAAGGAUCUGGAGAACAUGCCACACGGUGAUCAAACACUGGUUGGUGAACAUGGUGUCAAGAUUAGCGGUGGACAGAAGGCUAGGCUUGGUCUAGCACGAGCAGUGUAUCAAGAUGCUGCUAUCUACUUGCUCGAUGACCCGCUGAGCGCCGUCGAUGCUGAGGUUGGACGGCACAUCUUUGAACAGUGUAUAUGUGGACUUCUCAAGGACAAAGCUGUUUUGCUGAUCACACAUCAGGAGCAGUUUCUCUCAUCCGCUGAUAAGAUCAUGGUCUUAGAACAUGGCAAGUCACUCGGUAUCUUUACUUACGAAGCACUACUGCAAUCUGGUCUGGACCUCGGCAAGCGCUUGUCCAAAGUUGAAGAUGAUACAGAUCCAGUGCGCCGCAGAGCUCACGUCAAUGAUGAAUUGACCAGCUUACUUGGUGAGGCAGUCGAUGAGCAUGAAGUAGAGGAGGAUCGCUCGAUUGGCGCGGUGACAUGGAGACACUAUUGGAGAUAUCUACGUGCUGGCGCUAGCACAUUGGUACUGAUCGGUGCUGGUAUUGUGUUCAUUGCAACACCUGCAUCCAUUAUCACUGCCGACUGGUGGCUGGCCUCAUGGACGGCAGCAAACAGCAAUGUAACCAUGGAAACGGCGGGAUGCACGGAUCCCCUCAACUGUUCUGCAGCUAACAGCGGACAGAACCCACUCAGCAAUGAUGACUUUGUAGCGGUGUGGGGAGGUCUUCUCAUCCUAUCGACUCUGCUACUGCUGUUUCGCAGCAUCAUUCUGAGACAGAUAUUCGUAAUGUCGUCCAAGAAGCUGCAUGAUCUGAUGUUGGGAGCCAUUUUGAAAGCGCCGAUGCUGUUUUUUAACAGUAAUCCCAGCGGGAGAAUUCUCAACAGGUUUGCAAAAGAUAUCAACCUUCUUGACAUCCUGCUUCCAUUCGUCUUCUAUGAGUUCAUUGCGUGGUUUCUGAUGAUGGUGGGCUUUGCUGCUUUCAUCUCCUACACCAAUCCAUGGACGCUGCUGACAGUGCCACCGAUGGCCAUAGCGUUUAUUGUUAUCCGCCGCAAGUACACAAAGUCAUCACGUGAGAUGAAGCGCCUGGAAGCCAUAGCUCGCAGUCCAGUGUUCUCUCAAUUCUCAUCGUCACUGCAAGGUCUGACAACAAUCAGAGCUGCCGGUGCACAGGACCAACUACAGACCAAGUUUAACAAUCUACUCGAUGCACACACGCGUGGAUGGCUGUGCUACUUGGCCGCAAUACGAUGGCUAGCAUCAAGGUUGGAACUGAUGGGCGCCAUCUAUCUGACUGCCACGACGUUUGCUGCGCUUCUUGUCUUUGACUUUGGUGAUGUUCUCAAUCUGGAUGCUGGUACGCUGGGACUGUCGAUCACCUAUCAGAUCUCGUUGUAUGGCUACAUACAGUGGGUUGUCAGGAUGUCAGCUGAUGUGGAGGAUUUGAUGACAUCAUCAGAGCGUGUCAUUACCUACGGCAAGCUUGAGCCGGAGGUGCAGCCACCUCUGCCGGUACAGCCUCCGGACGACUGGCCUCAACGGGGACAAAUCACCGGAGUGGAUAUGUCAUUCACGUACUCACCUACCUUGCCAAAUGCACUGAAGAAUCUGAACUUUGUAAUACAGCCUGGAGAAAAGAUUGGCAUAGUAGGUCGUACUGGUGCCGGCAAGUCAUCGUUCAUCAAUGCGUUGUUUAGACUUGCUCCUACAAGCGGCAAAGUCAUGAUUGAUGGCGUGGAGUUGGGCAACAUGUUGCUGAGCACUAUGAGACAGAAGCUGUCCAUCAUCCCACAGAAUCCAGUGUUGUACAGCGGUACGCUGAGGUAUAACCUGGAUCCGUUUAGCCGAUAUCCUAAUGCCUAUCUCUGGAACGCGUUGGAGAUGGUGGAGCUGAAGCGAUAUGUUUCCCAAUUGAACAAGGGCUUGGAAGCAGAAAUCACGGAGCACGGAUCAAACUUGAGUGUUGGACAGCGUCAGCUGAUCUGCCUGGCCAGGGCGUUGCUGAACCGGAAUAAGAUAUUGAUGAUCGACGAGGCGACAGCGAAUGUUGAUAGUCGAACUGACUCCAUCAUCCAGCAGACGUUACGUACGCAUUUCAAAGACUGCACCGUCAUCACCAUAGCUCAUCGACUCCACACUAUCAUCGACUCGGACAGGAUCAUGGUUAUUGACAGCGGGCGUAUCAAGGAGUUUGACGAGCCGUUUCUACUACUGCAGAACAGACGUGGCGCUCUGGCUGAAAUGGUGCAGUCGCUAGGGGAGAAAGAAGGCGAGCAGCUACGACAGACUUGCCAGCAUCUCUGGCCUGGCACUGCUGUAUGAUUGGGUCGAUGCGGUGGCCUUAGCUGUGCCAUGUCAUUGCUGCUAGGCUUAGCUGUGCUAUGCCAUGCGGCUUGUACUGUAGCUGCUCCACGUACUGCAAAUUUGUUUUAACUUCGGCUUGUCCGCAGUUUAGCUUUCUUAGGCACACCAUUUCAGCGUUCUUUAAUAUUCUGCUCUAUUAUAAGAAUUUCAUUAUUUGCAAGAGUCAGUCUUGCUGUCGGAUUCCCGUUAGUUGUCCAUGCUUAAAUAUAAUAGUUAUUUUGUUACAGUGUAUUAAUUUCACCCAUAUUUGCUGUAUAAAUUUGCAACUCAUAAAUCCUUCUUCAAAAGAAGUACUCUAAUUUCAGAAAUUUUAGGUGCUCCAUAUUUUCGGUAUUAGGGCAAAAGGCCAGGUUAGGUGAACAGAAAUUUUAGGUCCAGAGAAGCAGUUCCCUGUUGGAUUAUGUGUGUUAGUAGUUGUUCGGUGUAAUGUUAGGUAUGAAACAGGCGCACCGAAAGUACCGAAAAUAAGAAUACACCAAAAAGUUGUGAAAUUACAGUAUUCAUUUUGUUGACUCCAUAUUCUUUAUUAGCUUGUUAGGAUUUAAAAAGUUUUCAAUUUUUAAAUACCGCUUCUUGUUCCUUUAUUUAUUGCUGUGUCAACCAGCGUCACGGUAAUUUAUCACAUUUUUCCAAUCCUACAUUUGGAUUUUCCAGGAACCCAUUCUUCUUUUACUGAACAAUCUGCUGCAAGACCGGGUACGAGUACGGUCACUGUACAUGUAUGAUGUACAGAGCCAUCAUUGAUAUUGAAUAGCCCGAA
Messenger RNA from Sycon ciliatum, 5250 nucleotides. RefSeq names its product ATP-binding cassette sub-family C member 4-like. Gene Ontology annotation, molecular function: ATP hydrolysis activity; ATP binding; ABC-type transporter activity. The record is from RefSeq and is a predicted model, not a curated record. Gene Ontology annotation, cellular component: membrane. The coding region runs from base 330 to 4448 and encodes 1372 amino acids. Lineage: Eukaryota; Metazoa; Porifera; Calcarea; Leucosolenida; Sycettidae. The transcript is spliced from 31 exons. Gene Ontology annotation, biological process: transmembrane transport.